Molecule: messenger RNA, 879 nt
Organism: Rodentolepis nana
Lineage: Eukaryota; Metazoa; Platyhelminthes; Cestoda; Cyclophyllidea; Hymenolepididae
Source: the annotation of a GenBank genome assembly
UUGAUAGAAGGACAACUUUCACCGGUUCUUCCCACAAUCAAAGCAUCUACCGGAGGAUGUGACUAUGUUAGUGUGCACACUGUUGCCCAGUUGAGUCGCGGAGAGUACAAAAGGAAGAACAUUAGUUAUACGAUCAUCGACUGCCGCUACCCGUAUGAAUAUGAAGCUGGUCACAUAAAAGAUGCUAUAAACUGUCAUUCGUGCAGCGACCUGGCUAAGGAGAUUUUCAUGAACACUCCUGCCGUUUCAUUUGACAAGGACCAAGUAUUCCUGAAUCUGGGUCCUCAUAUUGAAGAAAUGCUACAAGGGCAAAACGAAGAUGUGGAGAUGCCUUCAGUACCAAAUUUCAAAAUAUCGGGACUUUCAAAGGAUCCUGAAUUGGAUAAAAUUUUGAAAGAGUUGGCCAAAGCCGAAAUGUCUGCGGACGAUGAAGAGGUUCCCGUAGAGUCUGUUCCUGAAACGAAUCCAGGUGCGCAACCUUCACACGUAUUCAUUUUUUAUUGCGAAUUCUCAUCCCAGCGGAGCCCAGAAUUGUUGCGCUUCCUGCGUAGUGUGGAUCGCAUUGUCAACUUCCCCCAUUACCCCUUUCUCUUCUAUCCUCAAUUGUAUUUGAUGAUGGGUGGUUAUGAGGCCUUCUACAAGAAUUAUCCCGAAUUGUGCGAGCCUAGGUCCUAUCUAAGGAUGUUUGAACAUCAAAAUAGGGAUGAAAUUCUCUAUUACGUCAAAUUAUCCAAAGAAAUUGCGGAUACUUGCAAUGCCUCUUUCAAAGCUUCUCAACUAACCAGGCUUGGAAUACCUCCCUUUGUGAAAAGAAAGGAAAAUGAAAAUAAGCCGAUCCUUAGACAGGUGAAAAGCAUGCUUCGUAAGUUUCUACACUGA